Messenger RNA from Pisolithus orientalis, 339 nucleotides. RefSeq lists its product as uncharacterized. The annotation marks the transcript as partial. Lineage: Eukaryota; Fungi; Basidiomycota; Agaricomycetes; Boletales; Pisolithaceae. The transcript has a single exon. The record is from RefSeq and is a predicted model, not a curated record.
CACUGUGUCUGGAUGGGGAUGGAUACUUACCUCACAUAUGUCUAUGUCAGGUCCCAUUUGGAUGAGUACAUCUGCAUGGUCACUGCAGAAUUUCCCCCCAUUGUCCAUUCUAGCAGCUGCCAGGAUCACAAAGGGUGUGCUGAAGAUUGGGCUGCAGUGUGGUGGAAUGGUAUGGGGCAACUCCUCCUUGAUGGAAAGAACCCAUGGUGUUUGGACAAAGCUAUUGAUCACUUCAAAGGAUUGCAAUUUGGCCAGGUUGGUGUGGAUUGUAAGAGGCAUAUGUUUUCACAUAUAAUGAACCUGAACAAACCACUUGCACAUUCUCAUCAAUUCAUUACU